CAUGUAGGCAUCUUUGUUGGGGGAAGCAAGGUUGUGCAUUUUAGACCACAAAGAACCUUAAAUUCAAACACUGACAUACCUCCUGAUUUCUAUGGUUCAAGUUCAAGCAAUCCAUCAUCCUGUCCGGUUUUCCCUGACUGUGGAUUCAAACAGCUGAACAGCGGGGUAGUCCUUUCAUGUCUGGACUGCUUCCUAAGAAAUGGAUCCCUUUACUGCUUUGAUUAUGGGGUCACCCCAUCAGUUUUCCUUUCCAGGGUUAGGGGUGGCACUUGCACCACUGCUACAUCCGACUCGUUCGAUGUCGUUAUUCACCGAGCAAUGUAUCUUCUUCAAAAUGGAUUCGGAAACUACAAUGUUUUCCAAAACAACUGUGAGGAUUUUGCUUUAUAUUGCAAAACAGGCCUUCUGAUUGUAGACAGGCUUGGAGUUGGAAGAAGUGGUCAAGCUUCUUCUGUCAUUGGUGCUCCCUUGGCUGCCAUUCUUUCCUCUCCUUUGAAGCUGCUUAUGCCAAGUCCUGUUGGCAUGGCUGUGAUGACUGCUGGAAUGUACACCAUGAGUCGAUAUGCCACCGACAUUGGCGUUCGAACUGAUGUGAUUAAGGUGGCUGUCGAGGACUUGCCUCUUUUUCUCGAGUCAAUGGGCAGCGAAGAGGAAGACGAAGACGAAGACGAAGACGAAGACGACGAAGAACAAGAACAAACUACCACCAAGAAAAAUGAAGAUUCGAAAAUGCUUGUGGCCAGGUGAUUUCAACUCCUUUUCGUGUUCCAGGGAGCUGCUUCGUAUAGAUUUGAUCCUCGACUCGAAAUUGCUCGGGCUUCUUUCCUUCUUAUAGGUAUGUUAUUUGGUUGCACACUGUUACUUUAACCUGAAUGAACUAGCCUGAUCAUGAAUAUUAAGUAGUCAGCUAUAUCACUGUCAGGAUGUCACAGACUCACAACCAAUAUAUGUCUGUCUCCAU
This is a messenger RNA of Cucurbita pepo subsp. pepo (vegetable marrow), 961 nucleotides long. NCBI's taxonomy places the organism in Eukaryota, Viridiplantae, Streptophyta, Magnoliopsida, Cucurbitales, Cucurbitaceae. The record is from RefSeq and is a predicted model, not a curated record.